AAUGAAGUCUUGUUUUAUAAAUUAAUGUUAUUGUUUUAAGUAAUUUGUCAGAAAAUAUACAUAACUCGUAGACCGUAUGUCAAUAAUUGACAAUAGAGUUGCUACAAAAAUCACCUUUCCAGUUUCCUUUGACAUUUUCAAUCUUGGGACACGCGAACGUAGGCAGAGUUUUGCUUCUUUUUUAUUAGUGAUGUCUCGGAGAAAAGGAUAUGAAGAAACUGACAAACUCACUCGUAUUGCGAUCGUGAACGCCGAUCGUUGUAAGCCAAAAAGAUGUAGGCAAGAAUGUAAAAAGAGCUGCCCUGUGGUACGUAUGGGUAAGCUCUGUAUUGAGGUGACGCCUAACGACAAAAUCGCCACAAUAUCCGAGGAGCUUUGCAUUGGUUGUGGUAUUUGUGUCAAGAAAUGUCCAUUUGAUGCCAUAACAAUCAUCAAUAUACCUUCAAAUUUGGAAAAACAUACUACUCACCGUUACUCCAAGAAUUCAUUUAAGCUCCAUCGUUUGCCAAUCCCCCGACCUGGUGAAGUGCUUGGUCUUGUUGGACAAAACGGUAUUGGCAAGUCUACUGCCUUGAAGAUCCUUGCUGGCAAACAGAAGCCCAAUCUAGGAAGAUUUGCUGAUCCUCCAGACUGGCAAGAGAUUCUAUCUCAUUUCCGUGGUUCUGAACUCCAGAAUUAUUUUACUAAAAUUCUUGAGGAUGACCUCAAAGCACUAAUCAAACCGCAGUAUGUGGACCAAAUCCCCAAGGCUGUGAAAGGAACUGUUGGACAGUUGCUUGAUAAGAAAGACGAAAGGAAAAACCAAACCGAAAUAUGUAAAAUGCUUGAUCUCUCUCAUAUUCGAGAUCGUGAAAUUUCGGCGCUCUCCGGUGGAGAACUGCAACGUUUUGCUUGUGCAAUGGUGUGCAUACAAAACGGUGAUAUCUUUAUGUUUGAUGAGCCAUCUUCUUAUCUAGAUGUUAAGCAGCGUCUUAAUGCUGCCCGGACUAUUCGUUCACUUAUAGAUCCUGACAAGUUUAUCAUAGUGGUGGAGCAUGAUUUAUCAGUGUUAGACUAUCUGUCUGACUUCAUUUGCUGUCUGUACGGUGUUCCUGGUGCUUAUGGUGUUGUCACUAUGCCUUUCUCUGUGCGAGAAGGUAUUAAUAUUUUCUUAGAUGGGUUUGUUCCCACCGAAAAUAUGAGAUUCAGAACUGAAUCUCUGGUAUUCAAAGUUGCAGAAUCUGCUACAGAAGAAGAGAUCAAAAGAAUGAACCACUAUGAUUAUCCAGAGAUGACCAAAACUAUGGGUGAUUUUCACCUCAAAGUUGUACAAGGAGAGUUUUCAGACUCCGAAAUCUUAGUGUUACUUGGUGAGAAUGGUACUGGCAAAACAACAUUUAUCAGAAUGUUGGCUGGCAAUCUGGAACCUGAUGAAGGUUCCAACCAACUGCCACAGCUACACAUUAGUUAUAAGCCACAGAAAAUAUCUCCAAAGUCGCAGGGGCAAGUUCGUAACUUACUACACGACAAGAUUAGAGAUGCUUACUCACAUCCUCAGUUCAUAACGGAUGUCAUGAAGCCAAUGAAAAUAGAGGAGAUAAUGGACCAGGAGGUGCAGAACCUGUCUGGUGGUGAAUUGCAACGGGUAGCGCUGGUGCUGUGCCUCGGUAAACCUGCUGAAGUCUACCUCAUUGACGAGCCGUCGGCCUACCUCGACUCCGAGCAGCGUCUCGUCGCCGCUAAAGUUAUAAAACGGUUCAUCCUCCACGCAAAACGCACAGGCUUCGUAGUGGAGCACGAUUUCAUAAUGGCGACAUAUCUAGCUGACCGCGUCAUCGUGUUCGAAGGCACGCCCUCCACGACCGCAACUGCGCACGCGCCGCAAUCCCUCCUAAACGGCAUGAACAAAUUCCUCGAGCUACUCGGCAUCACCUUCAGAAGGGAUCCCAACAACUUCCGGCCUAGGAUCAACAAGCACUCCUCCGUUAAGGAUAUAGAACAAAAAAGGGCAGGCCAGUAUUUCUUCCUGGAGGACUAGAGCGUCCUGGAGCUAUUGUAAAGAAAGCAUUCGCUACUCAUGUAUAAUAUGAUAUCAUAAUUCAGUACUGUUGUAUGUCACAAUACUGAUGGCAGACCAUCUAUGUAUUUUCAAUUAAAUGUAUUAUGUAACUAUAUAUAAUAAAUCGGUUUUAUACAAUGUU
Molecule: messenger RNA, 2180 nt
Organism: Pararge aegeria (speckled wood butterfly)
Lineage: Eukaryota; Metazoa; Arthropoda; Insecta; Lepidoptera; Nymphalidae
Gene: pix
Product: protein Pixie
Exons: 12
Coding region: 77-2017 (646 amino acids)
Biological process (GO): translational initiation; translational termination; ribosomal subunit export from nucleus
Molecular function (GO): ribosomal small subunit binding; ATP hydrolysis activity; ATP binding
Source: RefSeq, a predicted model, not a curated record